This is a messenger RNA of Austrofundulus limnaeus, 1268 nucleotides long. RefSeq names its product pyridoxal kinase. The coding region runs from base 75 to 995 and encodes 306 amino acids. The transcript is spliced from 11 exons. NCBI's taxonomy places the organism in Eukaryota, Metazoa, Chordata, Actinopteri, Cyprinodontiformes, Rivulidae. Gene Ontology annotation, biological process: pyridoxal 5'-phosphate salvage. The record is from RefSeq and is a predicted model, not a curated record. Gene Ontology annotation, cellular component: cytosol. Gene Ontology annotation, molecular function: pyridoxal kinase activity.
GCGAAGUUUUUCAUAUUGUGUGUUGAGUUUUAAUUGCUUGUUUCGGGUUAAAUUCCGUUAGCAGUCCAUCAGUAAUGGAGUGCCGUGUGUUGUCCAUUCAGAGUCAUGUUGUCAGGGGAUAUGUCGGGAACAAGUCGGCAACAUUUCCCCUGCAGGUGCUGGGCUUUGAAGUGGACUCCAUCAACUCGGUGCAGUUUUCCAACCACACAGGUUAUGACCACUGGAAGGGACAAGUCCUGACAGCAGAGGAGCUGAAGGUGUUGUACGAGGGCAUCAAGCUCAAUAAAGUCAACCGCUACGACUACAUUCUCACAGGGUACAGUCGGGACACAUCCUUCCUGGAAAUGGUGGUUGAUAUUAUCAAGGAGUUGAAAAAGGCCAAUUCCAGCUUGGUCUAUGUUUGUGAUCCUGUCAUGGGAGACCAAGGUGCUAUGUAUGUUCCAGAGAACCUGUUGCCUAUCUACAAGAAUAAAGUAGUGCCUUUGGCAGAAAUCCUCACCCCCAACCAGUUUGAAGCAGAGUUGUUGACUGGAAGGAAAAUUUGCACAGAGGAUGAUGCUAUCAAGGUGAUGGACUUACUUCAUGAUAUGGGCCCAGAGACCGUGGUCCUCACAAGUACAGACCURCCCUCUAAACACGGGGAUCAGUUUUUGGUGGCCCUCGGAAGCCAAAGAAUAAGAAAGCCAGAUGGGACCAUUACGUGUCAGAAAAUUUGCAUGGACAUUCCUAAAGUGGACGCUGCGUUUGUAGGAACAGGAGACCUGUUCGCUGCCAUGCUGCUAGCCUGGACUUACCAUCACCCCAAGGACCUAAAGACCGCCUGUGAAAAGACUGUUUCUGCUAUACACCAUGUCCUUAAGAGGACCAUCACUUAUGCCAAUGAGGUGGCUGGUCCUGGGAACAAGCCCAGUCCCGCGCAGCUGGAGCUGAGGAUGAUCCAGAGCAAAGCCGACAUCGAGAAUCCCUCCAUCGUAAUAGAAGCAAAGGUUUUAUAAACGUCUUCAGACAAAAAACUGUAGACCUUUUGUGAGCGUUCACACUGUGGGUACAGAUCCAGACAGCGUGCUGGGGCACGUAGGAUUUUCCUAUUAAAAUCAUCCUUGUGUUUCUGCCUUACAAAUCCUCUGGGAUGGUACAACAGUGGCAGUGGGAUGUGCUUUUUUCUCAUMGACAAACACACCGGUGUCACUGCCAUAAAUAUUUUUAUUUUUAUUUUACAAGUUUAUUCGUUUCUUUAAAAAAUUAAAUAAAUUCUAUAUACAAUAACA